Molecule: messenger RNA, 2067 nt
Organism: Danio aesculapii
Lineage: Eukaryota; Metazoa; Chordata; Actinopteri; Cypriniformes; Danionidae
Gene: mppe1
Product: metallophosphoesterase 1
Exons: 9
Coding region: 144-1289 (381 amino acids)
Biological process (GO): endoplasmic reticulum to Golgi vesicle-mediated transport; GPI anchor biosynthetic process
Cellular component (GO): endoplasmic reticulum-Golgi intermediate compartment
Molecular function (GO): phosphoric diester hydrolase activity
Source: RefSeq, a predicted model, not a curated record
GCCCCAAAAUCAUCACUAGUGUUUAUGUUAAACGAUGAGGAUGUUUUACAGUAGGUAGUGGGGAACAGGUUUUUUUUUUUACUUGCUUCUAACAUUAUUACUUGCGUUUAUCGUUCUUUUGCAGUGAAAUUUGUUUUCGCGUAAUGAUUUCGGUGUUUGGAUCGAGCGGUAGAUUAGCUGUGAUAGUGAUUUUCGCUUUUGUUAGUGUAUUUGUGUUGUGUGAAUAUGUGAUUUAUUAUCUUGUUAUUCUGCGUUGCUCAUGGCCUCUCCUUGAGGUUGAAGAUUCACAUUCACCUUUGCGGGCGUUAUUUCUCUCUGAUACUCACUUAUUGGGGGCCAUCAGAGGACACUGGCUCGACAAACUCAGAAGAGAAUGGCAAAUGGAAAGAGCGUUUCAGACAUCCAUGUGGCUUCUAAACCCAGAAGUUGUCUUCAUUUUAGGAGACGUAUUUGAUGAGGGCAAGUGGAGCGCCAGUAAGGACUGGGAAGAUGAUGUCAGACGUUUUAAAAGAAUCUUUCGUCAUCCUGUUGACACAAAGCUUGUGGUUCUUGUUGGAAAUCACGACAUUGGCUUCCAUAAUGAAAUGACUAAGCAGAAGUUGGAGCGGUUUGAGCGGGUAUUUAAUGUUACAUCAGCAAGGAUUCUCACCAUCAAAGGAGUCAAUUUCUUGCUGGUGAACAGUGUUGCUUUACAUGGUGAUCAUUGCCCCAUCUGCCAACACGAGGAGGAGGAGUUAAAGAAACUCUCACAUGCUCUUAAUUGCUCCAUUCAGGGUGCACAGCAUAAUGGCCAGUGCAAGAACACAGCACGUUUUGCCCCAGCAGCACCUGUUCUACUACAGCAUUACCCUCUAUAUAGAGUAAGUGAUGCUAUGUGUACAGGUGUAGACACAGCCCCUCUGGAUGAACAGGACCUGCUGUUCCAGGAGCGGUAUGAUGUUAUUUCCAAGACUGCCUCUAAAAAGCUCUUGUGGUGGUUCAAGCCCCGCCUCAUUCUGAGUGGUCACACUCACAAUGGCUGUGAGGUAUUGCAUGAGAACCUCCACCCUGAGAUCAGUGUCCCAUCCUUCAGCUGGAGGAACCGCAAUAACCCCAGCUUCGUCCUGGGCACAUUUUCUCAGUCUGCAUUUCAGUUGUCAAAGUGUUUUUUGCCUGAGGAGAGGAGUGUGCUUAUGAUUUACUGCAGUAGCUGUCUAAUCAUUGCACUGAUAACACUUAUCCAUCUCAAGAUGUUCAGAAAAUCCCUCCAAUUCACAAACAACCUUAUAGGAAAACACAAGACUUUGUAACAUAUAUGAAGGUUAUGUGUAUUUGUAACAGGAGAUCUAAAUUAAUGUUCAUAAAAAUAGAAUGUAUAGAAGUGAAUGUUCAAUGUCUUUUACCAGAAUUUUACUGUUCUCUAUGCAUUUUCUUUGUCAUUUAAACUGCUGUUGUUGUUUUUUGCAGGGACGUAGCAACCGGGGGGAUCCGUCCCCCUCACUUUUAGAGACAGACCAUUUAGAAACAGGUGAUUAAUAAUUAUAUGAACAUAUGAUCUCAUACAGCCGUCCCCCCACUUUUAAAAUGUCCGCUACGCCCCUGGUUUUUUGUAAUGCUAAAUUAAAACUUGUGAAGUACCUGUCAACUUUGCUCACACUGUAUUCUUAGUUAAAUGAAACGGGUCUAUUUGGAUUAAACCAAGAGUAACUUCCUUUGCUUCCACAUAAGUUACAUGUAUUGACCAGACUUUUAGAAAUUCUUUAUACUUGUUCUAACUCAAACCUCUUGUUGUGACUACCAUGAUCCAGCUAAAGUCGAUUGAGAAGUCGGGAAAGUCGUGCAUUGUGAGGUGGAGGUGUGUACAUAAUUGUUUAGUGUAUGUAAAUGACAGGAUGAACGUGAAUGAAACAAGCUUACGUGCAUGUGGAUUACGGGCUGUACAUUGUAUGUAGUAGCAAGCUGUGGAUUGUCUGUUGCGUUAUGCGGGAUGUCUGUUGCGGUCAACAAAAAUUGCUGCUACCCAAUUAUCUUCUCCUUCCACUUGUAUGAGAGUGUGUGAAUUAUUACCUCUAAUAAACUUGGAUUUCU